AUGACCAGUACAAGCAGACUUGGACAGUCCAGCACCGACCAUGAAGGUACAGUUCAGGCUGGAAGACAAAGCAGCACUAACAAUGUAUCUGUGUUGGUGUCACACCUUCCACCACGGAUACGAGAGCUUCUUCCACCAAGGCAUGGUUGGACAGCAACUCAACAAUUAGCAAAUGAGAGAACAAGAUCAUUCACUCGCCCUAUGUUUGCAUGCAUAUGUGUGGUGAUAGAUGUCUCAAAACAUCUUCCAUCAAGAGUUUGGAUCGACUGUUCUAAAGAGAAUGGCUUUUGGCAAAAAGUGGAUUAUGAAGGCAAUUUAUCCUUCUGUUCAAGAUGCAGGUUAAUAGGUCGCAACCAGGCAACAUAUCAAAAGAGCCAAGUUCAUCCAGUUAAGGAAGCAGCUAUUGCUACUGUCUCUAUUCCAAAAUAUGUUGCGCAACACCUCCCUUUGCCUGCAAACAAAGGAAAUGACAAAGGCAAAGGAAUAUGGAUUCCAGUUUCUAGAAAAAAUAGCAGCAUAGGUGAUGAGUCUCAAAAGUUUUCUUUAAGCCAGAUUACACAAGAUCUACAAGGAACGAUAGCUAUUACCUCUAACAUAAAGGAGAUUUUUGGUAUGAAGGGAGUUACUACUGGAAAGUAUGUUAACAUAAACCCUGAAGAGGAGUAUCAAUCUUAUACUAGACAUUAG
Dovyalis caffra is the source of this 687-nucleotide messenger RNA. NCBI's taxonomy places the organism in Eukaryota, Viridiplantae, Streptophyta, Magnoliopsida, Malpighiales, Salicaceae. The record is from the annotation of a GenBank genome assembly.